AUGCUGGUUCCGUGGCCGCCCACUGAAGCGAGCGCCGUCCUCUGGUGCGACAGCCGCCCGAGGUCCGCGGCGCCUGCGCCUAUCCACCCACCGCGCCUGCGCCUACCCACCCGCGGUGCCUGCGCCUACCCACCCACCGCGCCUGCGCCUACCCACCCACCGCGCCUGCGCCUACCCACCCGCGGCGCCUGCGCCUACCCACCCACCACGCCUGUGCCUACCCACCCACUGUGCCUGCGCCUACCCACCCACCGCGCCUGUGCCUACCCACCCACCGCGCCUGCGCCUACCCACCCACGGCGCAUGCGCCUACCCACCCGUGGCGCCUGCGCCUACCCACCCACCGCGCCUGCGCCUACCCACCCACCGCGCCUGCGCCGACCCACCCGCGGCGCCUGCGCCUACCCACCCACCACGCCUGCGCCUACCCACCCACUGUGCCUGCGCCUACCCACCCACCGCGCCUGUGCCUACCCACCCACCGCGCCUGCGCCUACCCACCCACGGCGCAUGCGCCUACCGACCCGUGGCACCUGCGCCUACCCACCCACCGCGCCUGCACAUACCCACCCACCGUGGCUGCGCCUACCCACCCACCGCGCCUGCGCCUACCCACCCACCGCACCUGCGCCUACCCACCCACCGUGGCUGCGCCUACCCACCCACCGCGCCUGCGCCUACCCACCCACCGCGCCUGUGCCUACCCACCCACUGCGCCUGCGCCUACCCACCCACCGCGCCUGCGCCUACCCACCCACCGCGCCUGCGCCUACCCACCCACCGCGCCUGCGCCUACCCACCCGCGGCGCCUGCGCCUAUCCACCCACCGCGCCUGCGCCUACCCACCCGCGGCGCCUGCGCCUACCCACCCACUGCGGCUGCCAACCUCCGCAAGGGCAGCUCCAGUCGCUCAGCCCUAGAGCCACCCACGUCUGCCACAGAAGCCGUCUUCCUGACGCCGCCCUCGCACCGGCGGCGUCCCUUCAGCAUGCUCACACAGAGAGCCAACUCACAGGGCCGGUCAUGUUCACUUCACUUUCACAAACGUAA
Schistocerca cancellata (South American locust) is the source of this 1050-nucleotide messenger RNA. Its product is annotated as ESX-1 secretion-associated protein EspI-like. Bases 1 to 1050 code for a protein of 349 amino acids. The record is from RefSeq and is a predicted model, not a curated record. NCBI's taxonomy places the organism in Eukaryota, Metazoa, Arthropoda, Insecta, Orthoptera, Acrididae. The transcript has a single exon.